Messenger RNA from Ornithodoros turicata, 1167 nucleotides. RefSeq lists its product as uncharacterized. Bases 1 to 1167 code for a protein of 388 amino acids. The record is from RefSeq and is a predicted model, not a curated record. The transcript has a single exon. Lineage: Eukaryota; Metazoa; Arthropoda; Arachnida; Ixodida; Argasidae.
AUGACGGAAAAGGAGAGUGUCAAGAGACAUGUACUGCAGACCAUUUCCAGGAUUUACGACCCAUUUGGCCUGUUAGGACCCUUCACUAUUUCGGGCAAGAUCAUGCUCCAGAAGAUUUGGGAGGCAGGAUUGCAAUGGAAUGAUCAGUUACCUUCAGACAUCGAUGCAGAGUGGAGAGAGUGGUGCAAAGGAGUCGCGGAACUGCAGCACAUAUCUGUUCCUAGGGAGAUAGCGAGCAACUCAUUCGUCGACAGGCUGCGCAAGUUGCAUAUUUUCGCAGACGCCAGCCCAAGGGCAUAUGGUGCGGUAGUCUACCUCGAGCAUUUGUCCGACGACGGUUCUCGCGGCAUGGCAUUUCUACUUAGCAAAAGCAGAGUCUCACCUCUCAAGCGCCAGACACUUCCGAGGCUUGAACUCACAGCAGCUCUUCUUGCUGCCAGAUUAUAUCGCUUUGUAUCCACUGCUUUGCAGACAGAGUUCGAUUAUGUAUGUUGGACAGAUUCCUUAAUCACCUUGCAUUGGAUCAAGGGAUCGGCAUCCAGAUGGAAGACCUACGUGGCAAACCGGGUGCGCCAGAUACAUGAGCUGACUUCUCCUGAAAGAUGGCGUCAUUGUCCUGGUGAAGAGAAUCCGGCAGACUUUCUCACGAGAGGGAUUAAGGGGCAUGAGCUGCGUGACUGUGAAGUUUGGUGGAAAGGCCCACGAUGGCUGAGUCAGCCAGAUUUAUGGCCGCACACAGCAUUUCCAGAUCAUACUGAAGGAGACGAGGAAUGCUUGGACGCUCAGGUGGCAUUGGUCAGCUGCACGACACAUUUACUUUCACCCGAACGUUUCAGUAGUGCCAAUCGACUUCUUAGAGUCACCGCAUGGAUACUGCACUACGUACACAACUCGAAGCGGUCAAACGUCAAGAAAACAGGUCCUCUCUCUACUGAAGAAAUGGCGUCAUCAGAGCUGUACUGGAUCAAGGCUACUCAGACAAAGCUACUUACAGAAAGGUCCUCUCAUCUCGAGAACUUCCGCCAUUACCAGGAUAACGAUGGACUACUGCGACUAGAGGGUCGUCUGCAGUGGUCUCAGCAGUCACAAGCAGCCAAGCAUCCCAUACUGUUGCCGCCAGCGUCAGAGGCUUGGUUCACGUUGCUAUCAUACUCAGAGAGCACUUAA